Molecule: messenger RNA, 978 nt
Organism: Echinococcus granulosus
Lineage: Eukaryota; Metazoa; Platyhelminthes; Cestoda; Cyclophyllidea; Taeniidae
Exons: 7
Coding region: 1-978 (325 amino acids)
Source: RefSeq, a predicted model, not a curated record
AUGGCAUGCAAUCCACCGAUUAAGACAACUCGCCUUCUCAAAUGUCUCCAAUGUGAACAUAGCAGCAGGAUAGAAGGUCAGAAGGUCCACACUCAACUACACACUUUCGUCGAGGUCACUCUCAUCGCUGGCCGAUUAAACGGAAGUCAUCAGUUCGUCCAGUUUGGAGCUCUUUGGGUUUGUUGUAUCGGUUGGCGUCUGAAGCAUCGUGACAAACUCCUCAAAAAACAGAAAGGGAAACAAUUACAUUAUCUCCUUCCCAUCCACCAUUUCAAGAUCCACCAAUCCAUCUCGGAUCCAAUGAUUUACUUCAGGAAGAACACAAUAGACAAAAUCCUCACCUUAUGUCAGUUUGUGCAAAGUAUCUGCAUUGCAAAUCGAAGUUUUCGCACAAUCUGUCACAAGCCUGAAUUUGGUAAUGUUGUUCACAAAGCAAAUUAUCAGAUUAAUUUGGAACACGCACUGCUUCUUCGUCACUCAAAUCCGCGAAAGCUUACUCGACUACUUUGUGGGACACAUCAUCUCUCCAGUUUAGGAACCCACGUCUUGCGAUUUCCACCAGUAAACUUGCAAAAUGUGGGGCAAAGUGGUGGGACGAACAGGCUUUCUCAUAUUGGAAAGAUGUUUAGUAUUUCAUGCUUUAAAAUGAAUAAGACGAGUGCCAUUAACCAAUCAGCAUCACCAUUUGUUAAGGAAGUGUGGCAUAUCUUACCAACUGUGGCACACAGUAAGUACUUUAAUUGUUUAAACUCUCGUCUGAUUGUUUUUCGGAGCACAGUAGAAUUCUGUGCUUUACUUUGGAAGAAAAAGUGGAGGCUUCUUGAGUUGCUCCUUGAAAAGGGUUCCUGGUUUGUGUAUUGCAAACGAUCCCUGCAUCAAACCGUUUUGAAGGUUUAUACAAAAGCGGCCGAGGAAGAAGUAAUGAAAUAUUCCACUGCGUUGUUAUAUCAUUUGCGUGUUGAAAAAUUGAAUGACUAG